This is a messenger RNA of Racocetra persica, 381 nucleotides long. NCBI's taxonomy places the organism in Eukaryota, Fungi, Glomeromycota, Glomeromycetes, Diversisporales, Gigasporaceae. The record is from the annotation of a GenBank genome assembly.
GGUAUCUUCCAGGAAUACUUCAUGCGGUUUACAUAAUUUACAAAUAUCGUAAUGAACCAAGUCAUAGUGAACAAACUCGUAAUGAAAAAACUAACUCCGAAAAUCAAGAACGUACGCAUCCACCCCCAUCUUCGUUACCAUUACCACCUCCUGAAUCUUCUCCCGAAAACAUGCAAGAGAAUAUAUCAAAAUCUGAGUUACCAUCAUCGACAUCUCCUGAAUCUUCUCCCGAAAAAACGCGAGAGAAUAUAUUAAAAUCUGAGUUACCAUUACCACAUUAUGGAACUCAUACUAUGGAAGAUAAGGAUCCAAACCGAUAUAAGAAAGAUCCAAAUGAAUCGAGUGGAAUGAUGGAAGUAGUUGGUAGUGAUAAUGUUUUGG